Molecule: messenger RNA, 225 nt
Organism: Hydatigera taeniaeformis
Lineage: Eukaryota; Metazoa; Platyhelminthes; Cestoda; Cyclophyllidea; Taeniidae
Source: the annotation of a GenBank genome assembly
AUGGACGGCGUGGUUCCUCCUCUGGGAGAGCUGCAGUUUCUCACAAUUAGAGUGGUUGCUGUUUGUGCAAAGUGGGGCAGCCAGGCACACACAGUCAUGACAAGCGGUGCUUGUCGUGAGACGCAGUGGGGCUGUCGAGGUGGCCUCUACUUUGCACUUCCCACUUCCAUAAACGGCGGAGUGUCACCUGGUUGCCAUGCUCUUGACACGCUGAUUGACAACUAA